Molecule: messenger RNA, 1325 nt
Organism: Danio rerio (zebrafish)
Lineage: Eukaryota; Metazoa; Chordata; Actinopteri; Cypriniformes; Danionidae
Gene: abhd13
Product: abhydrolase domain containing 13
Cellular component (GO): membrane
Source: RefSeq, marked validated
ACCGGUGUCAUCAGCAGCCGUCCGGCUAGAUUUGCUGCUAGCCACAGUGUAUCAGCUGUCGUUUGACGGGAUGUUCGUAUAGAUGACCGUUUGCCCUGCUCGUAAACCCAGCUCCCUGAAGAUGUGCCGCUGAAGAAUGCGCUAGAUAUUACGUCUGCAGUGAGUUUGAAAACUCUCUUGUCAUCCGGUUUGUCAUGGAGAAGCCCUGGAGGUUGUGGGGGCCACUGGAGGCGUGUUUGCUGAGCGUGUGCGCAUGGUCAUGGGGAUUCUGCCGCGUCUCCCUGCUGGCCCUGAUUCUCACCUUCCACCUGUACGGCGGCUUCGUACUGCUGGGACUCAUCCUGGCAUCGUUAGCCGGCAUCCUGUACAAGUUCCAGGACGUGCUUCUCUACUUCCCUGACCAGCCCUCAUCUUCGCGUCUGUACGUUCCCAUGCCCACAGGAAUACCGCACGAGAAUGUGUACAUCCGCACCAAAGAUGGCAUCCGGCUCAAUCUCAUCCUGCUUCGUUACACUGGUGAAAACCCAGCCGGCGCUCCUACAAUUUUAUAUUUUCAUGGAAACGCUGGGAAUAUCGGCCAUCGUGUCCCAAACGCUCUCCUCAUGCUGGUCAACCUAAAGGCCAACGUGGUUCUGGUGGACUAUAGAGGCUACGGAAAAAGCGAAGGAGAUCCCAGCGAAGAUGGACUCUACCAGGAUGCAGAGGCUACGUUGGAUUACGUCAUGACCCGGCCGGACAUCGACAAAACAAAAGUUGUGCUGUUUGGCCGAUCUUUGGGCGGUGCGGUAGCCAUUCGCUUGGCAUCAUGCAACCCGCACCGAGUGGCCGCCAUCAUGGUAGAAAACACUUUUUUGAGCAUCCCGCACAUGGCGGCCACCCUCUUCUCCUUUUUCCCCAUGCGCUACCUACCGCUCUGGUGCUACAAGAACAAGUUCCUGUCGUAUAGACACGUGGUGCCCUGCCGCAUGCCAUCGCUCUUCAUCUCGGGCUUAUCAGACCAGCUCAUCCCGCCGGUGAUGAUGAAGCAGCUGUACGAGCUGUCUCCAUCUCGGACUAAACGCCUUGCCAUUUUUCCAGAGGGCACGCACAACGACACAUGGCAGUGCCAAGGUUAUUUUUCUGCCCUAGAGCAGUUUAUGAAGGAGCUGCUUAAAAGCCAUGCACGUGAAGAGACGACCCAGGGGACUGCCAGCGUCACCAUAAUCUAGAACAGGAACUACUGCGCUAAAUCGGGACCCUCUUGAAUAGAAUGUACAAUUUGUUUCUCACAUUUUGUUAUUCCUUUUUCGUCCCCCAACUUCGUAUAAAGCUCUUUUUUUUCUGUC